This is a messenger RNA of Exophiala viscosa, 2513 nucleotides long. RefSeq lists its product as uncharacterized. Gene Ontology annotation, biological process: DNA-templated transcription; regulation of DNA-templated transcription. Gene Ontology annotation, cellular component: nucleus. Gene Ontology annotation, molecular function: zinc ion binding; DNA-binding transcription factor activity, RNA polymerase II-specific; transcription cis-regulatory region binding. The coding region runs from base 135 to 2318 and encodes 727 amino acids. The transcript is spliced from 5 exons. Lineage: Eukaryota; Fungi; Ascomycota; Eurotiomycetes; Chaetothyriales; Herpotrichiellaceae. The record is from RefSeq and is a predicted model, not a curated record.
GCAGACUUGGUCAGUGUCCAGUGGGCAGUCGCAAAUUCCGGCUGCACAAUUUCUCCGCUUCCUACCUACUUUCCUACACUCAAACGGAGGAAUCAAGGGUCUUUUGGGUUGCCACGUCUCUGGUCUUCAAUGCUAUGGCCGACACCAGCCUGAGCACUGGUGCUGUUAAGAGGUUUCCUGGAAUACCUAAAGGCACAGCUUGCGUCGAAUGCAGAAAGCAGAAGGUAAAGUGCGAGCGUCGACCGGGCCAGCAGCAGCCCUGUCGGAGAUGCCAACGCGCUGGAAUGGUAUGUCGGGUCAAACGGCUUGUCGAUGCCUCUAAUAGCCCGGACGUGAAAUGGCGAAACGAGGUCAAUCAGAGGAUGAUGCAAUUUCAAGCCGCUUUGACCGACGUUUUACAACAACAUUCAUUACCACCUCUUUCGACCUACGGUGGCGAUAGCAUUGCCUUUCCAACUGCGGGAACAUCGGUCGAUAGCCGCUCGCAGUCGCAUGCAGCAGCAGGAGCUUCUUUCAGUGAGCCGCUACAGGGUCGAGAGAUAAUUUCAGAACCUAUGAGCAGCGUCCUAGAUGUGACCAGUUUGAGCAACCUGCACGAACACGACCCUCUGCCGCCCGAAAAUAUACAGAAUGACUUGAUCUCUCGAGGCCUGAUUCCAUUACAUAAGGCGACCGAAAUGUUCAACAUGUUCAAUGAGAAGAUGAAUCAGUAUCUGUGGGGGGGCAUUGCACUCGUCCAUACCGACCUGGCUUCAGCGCGACGGUCGUCAUCGCUCCUUUGUGCCGCCAUCCUCACGGUAGCCUGCCUUCAUUUGGCCGGGCAGGAGACCAUGUUUGACAGAUACUAUGGUGAAUUUGUGGCCCUGGUGGCGAAAACAAGUAUAUGCCUCCGAAACUCACUCGACGAUGUCCGAGCUUUUGUCAUUGGGUCCUUCUGGUUGUCAGACAUGAGUUGGAAACUAUCAGGCCUUGCAGUGCGAGUUUCAACAGAAUUGAACUUGCAUCAAAGCUUUCAGCAGGUUUCCCGUGGUGACAAUGGGAAGAUCGCACACGCAAGGUUGUGGUAUUUGGUUUACGUCUGUGACCACCACUUUAGCAUUGCAUACGGCAGACCGCCAAUGAUCCACGAAAGCUAUGCUAUCCGCAAUCACGAAACGUUCCUUGACUUGGGGAUCCAUACCCCGUCGGACUAUCGUAUCAUAAGCCAGGUUGCGUUGUUUAUAUGCUUGACUGAUGCUUACCACACAUUCGACAUCGAGACUAAUUCAGCUCUGAACGAGACAGACUUUGGUAAGCUGAGGAACUUUAACCUUCAGAUCGAAAACUGGCGAGUGCAGUGGCAACCUCGGCUAGCCCUAAAUCCACUCAUCAAGAGCUACCCGGCCAAAGGUGUCGUCCUUCAUUACCACUUUGCCAAACUGCAACUGAACUCGUUAUCCAUCCGAGGCCUGUCACCAUCAGCUAUCUUGUCCAUGGAACGUGUCGAAGCCGCAAACGUUGCGGUAUUCUCUGCCAUCGCUGCCAUCAGUCUGGUUCUGCGCGAACCCGACUUGAGGCAGGGUAUUGUCGGUAUGCCACUGUUCAAGCACACGAUGAUCACCUUUGCCGCUGUGUUUCUCCUGAAGGUCGCUUGGAAAUGGAGCGAAUCUGUGAAUAUCGACCCUACAUCGGUCCUGAAUCUUAUUCAAGAGGUGGUUGAUUUAAUGAAGGAAGUUACUGUCAGUCGUAGGCAUCUUGUCUAUCACGUUGCCAAUGGGCUUGCCGAGAGCAUUGAGAAGUUCCGGAAAAGAAUGCUGCCUGCAGCAUCCCCAUCAGUUCCGUUCCAACCAGGCACAAAUCCACUGAAGCACUCGCAAAUCUCUUCAAACCAACAGUCUACUGAUCUCUUCACUGAUUUUGUGAUUGGCGAUGGUCUUGAUUUUGAAGACGGCUGGCUGUUCCCUUCAUCUAUGGAAGUUUUCUUGGGUUUCAACAGAAGCAUUAAGACGCACAGAGUCUGCAUUCAUUUAUGGGAAAACCAUGAUAGUCUUAUAAUGACUACAAUCGUCUUCUCUUUGCAGGUCUUUCCUUCGACUUCGGCGAAGGCACCCACUCGUCUUCUGGGUCAUCAUCGCCUAAGCCCACAAACGGGCGGAUGUACUUUUCUUCUUCAUCGUCAUCAUCGUCAUCAUCGUCAUCAUCGUCAUCGUCGUCAUCUUCGUCCUCUUCCUCUUCCUCUUCCUCUUCAUCCUUGUCUUCAUCCUCUUCAUUCUCCUCGUCCUCCUCCUUUUUUGGAGGGGCUCUGCGCCCUUGUGGCUGCGGUCUCUUCAUUACAAUGAGGACGGUCGGACUUCUUCUGCGAGGAGGGCGACUCGCACGUGAUGGUGUGGUGGCGGUUGUUGCUGUUGAUGUUGUUGUUGUUGCUAUUGUUGCUGUUGUUGCUGUUGUUGCUGUUGUUGUUGAGAUGGCAAUCUGCCUCAUUGAAGCAGGAGUUCUCGUCGUCAACUUUGAAGAGGAGGAGGUCGUUGUCGUCG